AGGCAGCUGCCAGAUCUUCCCCGCUCGCUGGCGCCUCGCUCGCUCGCAGAAGCUCGGAUCCAGACGCACGCAAGGCGCUGUCCUUCAGCACCACGGCUCGAGCUGGGGCGGGAGGACUCCUGUUUGUCCUCCUCCUCAAAUUGGCUUGAAUCUGCUCUGACCCCAAGAGUGCAGCACAGUCUGGGAAGAAAGGCGUGAGGAUGGUGAAGCUGAACAGUAACCCUGGGGAGAAGGGCACCAAGCCACCUUCGGUGGAGGAUGGCUUCCAGACCGUCCCCCUCAUCACCCCCUUGGAGGUCAAUCACUUACAGCUGCCUGCGCCGGAGAAGGUGAUCGUGAAGACCAGGACGGAGUAUCAGCCGGAACAGAAGAACAAAGGGAAGUUCCGGGUGCCGAAGAUCGCCGAGUUCACGGUCACCAUCCUCGUCAGCCUGGCCCUAGCGUUCCUCGCCUGCAUCGUGUUCCUGGUGGUUUACAAAGCCUUCACCUACGACCACAGCUGUCCAGAGGGAUUUGUCUAUAAGCACAAGCGCUGCAUCCCGGCCUCCCUGGAUGCCUACUACUCGUCCCAGGACCCCAACUCCAGAAGCCGCUUCUACACAGUCAUCAGCCACUACAGCGUGGCCAAGCAGAGCACUGCCCGGGCCAUCGGGCCCUGGCUGUCGGCGGCCGCUGUCAUUCAUGAGCCCAAGCCGCCCAAGACCCAGGGCCAUUAGGGGCCUACCCGAGCCGGAGUGGGGGGGGGCGGUGGGCAGGGGACCCCCCCAGGCUCAGCCAAGCUCGAGUUACAAGACAACACUGUACUCCUGGGAUGUGGGGGUGGGGCGGGCGGGGGGCGGGGCGGCACUCUCCGGAAAAUAUCGUGCACUGGAGUUGUCUGAACCGAUGUUCCUUUUUGUCCCUUGGUAUUGUUGAUUCGUCCCCAAGUCAGGCUCAUGUACAAAGGCAUGUUUCGUGUUGAUUGUUCCCAUGUAAGAUAUUCUCAAAGCCACUGCUUAUUCUUUGUCAGGAAAAUUAAAAAAAAAAAAAAAAACAGAAAAGGAGAGAAACAAAGAAAAGGAACAGAAAGCGCGAGCAGGCUCCAUCUGGAGGGCGUGAGGAGCUGAGGCUGCAGGAGCCUCGGCGUGGGCCUGGUGCGAGUGGGUGGCAGACGGGGCUGCCUGGUUUGCCUCUGGUCUGGGGGACAGGAGCUCGGGGAGCUAGGAGGGGCCCGGCUGGGAGGAAGGAUUGGUUUUGGUAUUUUUAAGCCCAGGAUGCGCACAACCCAGAGCAGACUCGGCUGAGCUCGGGUGCCUUUUGCAAGAUGAGCACAAACCGGGGGUGGGUGUUGGUGCCAGGGCUGGGCACCCCACGCUGGGCUCUGAGGGCUCGCCCGGUGGCCUAGUGACUUGCAGAAGCAGACACUCAGACGUGGGCAGGUUUUUCUUUGCCUUUUUCAGGUUUCUCUAGCUCCACAGCUGGAUGCUGCCCACGCCUGUGACUGGCAGGGCAGAGAGGGAGAGAAGGAGGCGGCUCAGCAGGAAGGCCCAGCCAGGCGCUGGCCCUCGGCCACUAGAAGCACAGGCCCCAGGUGUUCGGCCAUUGUUGGUUCAGUGCUAACAGUGGCAGCACCCGGGUCCCAACCAGGAACCUCAGGUGGCAGCCAACCGAGUUCUAGAAGCUCCCGAGGAAGGGCCACAUCUGGCAUCACCCAGGCCUGCUCCGUGGAACCUCCUGGGCCCGCCCAGGCCCCUCACAAAGGCUCCGGGAGGCCCAUCCUAUGGCGCUGUAGCUCCGAGUCCAGCAGGCCCAGGGCUGGCUGGAGAGCUGGCUGUCUGAGAUGUGUCACUGUUUCCCCAUUAGUCUGUGACAGGCCAUUUAAAGGGUAUUUUUGUGGCUUGCUCUGUUGCUGAAAUCAUCGUACCCGACAGCUGGGUAAUAAGGCUACUAUCGCUCAAGCUCUCCUGCCAAAUGCUCUCAUCUGUUCUCCCUCCUUCCCCCACCCUCCCAUCACCUGAGUCACCUGUAAAUUCAUUUGUCAUCUGAAGCGGAAUAACAAAUCGUCCCUAGCAAAACCGCUGAGCGCUUUAUAAUUUUGUGGUGUAUUUUUGUCAGUAGGUAGCAGAGGCUGAAGUAUUUUUUGGUGUAAUUCUCAAAAUUUUCUGACAGGAAACAAAUAAAGAUAGAUGUGUCUGAGA
Molecule: messenger RNA, 2177 nt
Organism: Ictidomys tridecemlineatus (thirteen-lined ground squirrel)
Lineage: Eukaryota; Metazoa; Chordata; Mammalia; Rodentia; Sciuridae
Gene: Nsg2
Product: neuronal vesicle trafficking associated 2
Biological process (GO): clathrin coat assembly; endosomal transport
Cellular component (GO): endosome; membrane
Molecular function (GO): clathrin light chain binding
Source: RefSeq, a predicted model, not a curated record